AUGUACCACACGACCCGCUCCAGCGGUUCCAGCUACGACACUGUCACCACUGCGACUUCUGCGCUUUCGCGGAGCACGUCGUGGAGCGGCAUGACUGCUGUCGAGAGCCUCAGUCGCGGCAAGUACCCCGCUGCCCCAAAGCUGGCCUUCCCCACUGUGCCCGAGGCAAGCGAACUGAGCUCCGUGUCACCUGUCCCAGUUGUCUCUUCGACGUUCACCUACUCUCCGGCCGACAAACCCACACGCCCCUUGCGUCCCCUCCCCAGCCUUGAAGUCCCCGCACAGGCUGACCGCCGUCACCCUCUCCCGGAGCAGUUCCGCUUCUCAAACUACGAACAGACUCGACAGGACACUUGGACCCACACCCUCUCCACCCUCUCCAAAACAUGCUCCACUUAUCCCGACAGGGAGAAGAGCCUGCUCCGACGCGUCAUGAAGAACAGUGUUACCCAUGUCCGCACCCUCUCGUCAGGCAGUCUUGAACGCAUCCGUUCCCUCUCUCGCCGUGCUGGUUGCCGCCGAACUAGCGUCUAUGACCCAAAGUUUAUCGUGCCUGACACUUUGCCAACCCAACUUGAGCCCGCUUGGCCCGCUUGGCCCCCAAGCCACCACCGCAACACAAGCCGCAUCUCCCGCGUCAUUCUCCAAGUGCCUCCUUCCGAACCUCUUCUCCCCGCCGUCCUGGCUGCGGCCGACGACGUCACUGUCAAUGACGUCAACCUCCGUGUAGCUGUCGCCAAGAUCGCAUUGAUGGCCACCCCUUCGGAGACGGCGACCUACACCAAGCUGGCUCCGCUCAACGGUGAACGCGAAGCAUCCCGCCCAGACUCGCAGCUGCUCCCCUGCAUCGACUUUUCGGUUCCCCCAGUAAAAUGUAGGCCCUCGCUUCCACCUGACUUUCGGGGCCCUCUCGUGACGUGCUCGCGCAGAGCCAGCAGACCACUGUUCACGUACAUCUAG
Molecule: messenger RNA, 960 nt
Organism: Cutaneotrichosporon cavernicola
Lineage: Eukaryota; Fungi; Basidiomycota; Tremellomycetes; Trichosporonales; Trichosporonaceae
Exons: 2
Coding region: 1-960 (319 amino acids)
Source: RefSeq, a predicted model, not a curated record